Messenger RNA from Homo sapiens (human), 3341 nucleotides. RefSeq names its product zinc finger protein 695 (gene ZNF695). Gene Ontology annotation, biological process: negative regulation of transcription by RNA polymerase II; regulation of DNA-templated transcription. The coding region runs from base 150 to 1697 and encodes 515 amino acids. The transcript has 4 exons. Lineage: Eukaryota; Metazoa; Chordata; Mammalia; Primates; Hominidae. The record is from RefSeq and is marked validated. Gene Ontology annotation, cellular component: nucleus.
CUUUGUCUCCUUGCGGCCGGCGGGGUGCUGGGUUCCCGUCUGCUGCCUCUCGGAGAGUCCCGGGUGACUGCCGCAGGCUCCAUCGCCCUGUGGCCUGCAGGUAUUGCGAGAUUUAUAGGGAGGACGCUGGGACCCCCAAAAGCUGGGAAAUGGGACUAUUGGCAUUCAGGGAUGUGGCUCUAGAAUUCUCUCCAGAGGAGUGGGAAUGCCUGGACCCAGCUCAGCGGAGUUUGUAUAGGGAUGUGAUGUUAGAGAACUACAGAAACCUGAUCUCCCUUGGUGAGGAUAGCUUCAAUAUGCAAUUCCUAUUUCACAGUCUUGCUAUGUCUAAGCCAGAACUGAUCAUCUGUCUGGAGGCAAGGAAAGAGCCCUGGAACGUGAACACAGAGAAGACAGCCAGACACUCAGUUUUGUCUUCUUAUCUUACUGAAGACAUUUUGCCAGAGCAGGGCCUGCAAGUUUCAUUCCAAAAAGUGAUGCUGAGAAGAUAUGAAAGAUGUUGUCUUGAGAAAUUACGCUUAAGGAAUGACUGGGAAAUUGUGGGUGAGUGGAAAGGGCAGAAGGCAAGUUAUAAUGGACUUGACCUAUGCUCAGCAACUACUCAUAGCAAAAACUUUCAAUGCAAUAAAUGUGUGAAAGGUUUUAGUAAAUUUGCAAAUCUAAAUAAAUGUAAGAUAAGCCAUACUGGAGAAAAACCAUUCAAAUGCAAAGAAUGUGGCAAUGUCUCUUGCAUGUCUUUAAUAAUGACUCAACAGCAGAGAAUCCAUAUUGGAGAGAACCCGUACCAAUGUAAAAAAUGUGGCAAAGCCUUUAAUGAGUGCUCAUGCUUUACUGACUGUAAGAGAAUUCAUGUUGGAGAGAAACAUUGCAAAUGUGAAGAAUGUAAUAACAUUUUUAAGUCUUGCUCAAGUCUUGCUGUUGUUGAGAAAAAUCAUACUGAAAAGAAAACCUACAGAUGUGAAGAAUGUGGCAAAGCUUUUAACCUGUGCUCAGUUCUUACUAAACAUAAGAAAAUUCAUACUGGAGAGAAACCAUACAAAUGUGAAGAAUGUGGCAAAUCCUUUAAGUUGUUCCCAUACCUUACUCAACACAAGAGAAUUCAUAGUAGAGAGAAACCCUACAAGUGUGAAGAAUGUGGCAAAGUCUUUAAAUUGUUGUCAUACCUUACUCAACAUAGAAGAAUUCAUACUGGAGAGAAAACCUUCCGAUGUGAAGAAUGUGGAAAAGCCUUUAACCAGAGCUCACAUCUGACUGAACAUAGGAGAAUUCAUACUGGUGAGAAACCAUACAAAUGUGAGGAAUGUGGCAAAGCUUUUACCUGGUUCUCAUACCUUAUUCAGCAUAAGAGAAUUCAUACUGGGCAGAAACCCUACAAAUGUGAGGAAUGUGGCAAAGCUUUUACCUGGUUUUCAUACCUUACUCAACAUAAGAGAAUUCAUACUGGAGAGAAACCCUACAAAUGUGAUGAAUGUGGCAAAGCUUUUAACUGGUUUUCAUAUCUUACUAAUCAUAAGAGAAUUCAUACUGGAGAGAAACCCUACAAAUGUGAAGAAUGUGGCAAAGCCUUUGGCCAGAGCUCACACCUUUCUAAACAUAAGACAAUUCAUACCAGAGAGAAACCAUACAAGUGUGAGGAAUGUGGCAAAGCCUUUAACCACUCUGCACAACUUGCUGUACAUGAGAAAACUCAUACCUGAGAAAAACCCUACAAUUCUAAACAAUAUGGCAUAGUCUUUAAUACCUAUUCACAACUUCACAGCAGAAUAUUUUUACUGAAUAAGAGUGUUACAAAUGUAAUGACUGUCAAAAGGCCAUUUACAGUCUAUGAGCCUUUGAGUGCACUAAAAUGUUUAGGCUACGAACAAUACAAAUAGACCGGUUCAACACCUCCACUUAUAUCACAGCUCUUACUGUACACAGAAGAAUUUAUACUGGAGGGAAACCCUCCAGUUGCUCAAACUGUAUUCAAUUUCAAAGACUUUGUAUUGGAGAGAAACCCUACAAAUGUAAUAAAUGCAGAAACAACAUUUGUUCAAAAAAUAUACCUCAGAAAACACCAGAGUGUUCACACUAAAAACUGUUUUACAGAUGCAGUAAAUGUGAAAAAAUGUCUAAUCAAAAAUUACAUCAAAACACAUCCAAGAAUUCAUAGUAAAAAGCACUAAGUCACUGACACUUUCAGACAUUACUGUAAAUCUGAGUGUUGGUUAUAGAGAAUAAUUCAAAGUUAAGUUAAAGUAAGUAGGAGAUUCACCUUUUGGGGAAGUUAUAAUUACAUUUCAAGUAUACCUUUUGGUGCCAGGCACGGUGGCUCUUUCCUAUAGUUGCUGCACUUUUGGAUGCCGAGGUCGGGGGAUUGCUUGAGCCCAGGAGUUUGGGACCAGGCUGGGCAACAUGGCAAAACCUCAUCUCUACAAAAAGUAAAAUAAAAGCCAGGCUUGGUGGCACAUGCCUGUUGUCCCAGCUACUUGGAAGGCUCAGGUGGGAGGAUUGCUUGAGCCUGGAGGUUGAGGAUGCAGUGAGCUGCUAUCUGGCAACUUCACUCCUGCCUGGGCAACAGAGCAAGACCCUUUCUCAAUAAUAAUAAUAACAACAUAAUAAUAAAGUAUACUCGGUGCACUGAAAGAGUUUUAGCUUUUUUGAAAAUCACAUAUUUAUGUAAUUCAAGUCUUAAAUCACUUGAUACCAUGCCUUCAUUUCUAGUGUUUAUGUGAAGGCAUGAGGCCUACUGUUGCUACAUGAAAGCUGUGAGAGUUUCUUCUAUAUUCGGGUGGGUGUUGUUCAUAUCCUUUUCUUUGGAAGAUUAUGGACAUUGCAUUGUAAGCUUCCUGAAGAAAUUUAACUGGAGAGGCUCUUUGUACUUGUCUUAUAAUAGGGUUGUAAGUGAUUCAUGAGAUAGGUCUUCAGAGUACUAUUCUGCAUUAUAUUUAAGAAAGAAACAUUUGAGUUUUACAAGUCAGUUGUUUUUCCUAUUGCACAUUAAGGUAAUAAAAUUCAGUGGAUUUUGAAAUGCUCUUUUUAGACUGUUUGAACUUAAUUUGUUUUAAUAAGACAUUGUUUUAAUGUCUUUGGACCGUUGUACAUUAAGUGAUGCGUAUCCUACCACCAACGUUAACCUAUCUCACCUUAGUUACGGUUGUAGGUAACAAAUGGUAACAAUACAAUAGUGGGUAACAUGGUGGAAUAGUAUCUCUAAUGAUCCCUUCUCCCAGUGGCAUUAAACUUCAAAUAAUUUGAAAAAUAUUGUUCCCACACGUUACACCUUCAUUCUGUUUGCUCUUUUUGUAAUGACAGUGUCAUUAUUAAGGCUAUAAUAAAGCCUAUAUAGGAUUAUAAUCAAA